GGCUUCCUUAGCAACCGGCCGAGUACCGGGGGCGCGGAGCGCGCCUGGAGCACUGGGGACGUGGGGGGUUGAUACCGUCUAAAAAAUGAGUCAGUUAUACAAUAGCAUUGAGCCAAACGUUAUUGAUGAUGAAAUGGUUCAGAAAGCCGUUGAAGAGCUGUAUCCAGAGGACAUAAGAAAGCUUGCCAAAAGGGAAGGUAUUAACUUUAAAGAUGUGACAGAGCUACAGCUUAGUUUUAGAAAUAUUCUGCAGAUUGAUAAUCUGUGGCAGUUUGAGAAUCUGACUAAACUGCAGCUGGACAACAAUAUUAUUGAGAAGAUAGAAGCUCUGGAGAGUCUAGUUCACCUUGUAUGGCUUGACUUGUCCUUCAACAAUAUUGAAGUAAUUGAGGGCCUGGAUACCCUUGUCAAACUGCAGGACCUCAGUCUCUACAAUAACAGAAUAUCUAAAAUUGAGCACAUGGACACUCUGCAAGAGCUGCAGAUUUUCUCCAUAGGAAAGAAUAACCUGACCACUCUGGAAGAUGUGAUCUACCUCAGGAGGUUUAAAAACUUACGGACGCUGAAUCUCACUGGGAACCCUUUCUGUGACGAUGAGCAGUAUAUGCUGUUUGUUGUUGCUCAUCUUCCAGACCUGGUAUACUUGGACUUCAAGCUCGUGAGUGACACCACGCGAGAAAUUGCUGUUUUAAAGUAUCAAGAUCUUACCAAGCCGUUGGAACGUAAGGAGGCUCGGGCCCUGGCUCAGCUGGAGGAAAACCAGGCAAAGCAGAAAGAGCUGGAGUACCACAAGACAGCCUUUGUUGAAUACCUGAAUGGAUCAUUCCUGUUUGACAGUAUGUAUGCAGAGGAUACAGAAGCUGCCAAACUGGCUUACCUCCCUGGAGUGAGUGACCUGCUGCAGACGUACAGGGAGGAGUUUGUCUCAGUUUGCGAGAAUCUAUUUAACUAUGGUCUGAAAGAGUAUGAAAAACGAGAAGCUGAAGUCUCUGAUUUCUAUGAAAGCCUUCAUGAAGCGUUAACAGCCAACCAGCAAGAAGGCAGGAAAAUAAUCCUAGACUUCGAAAAUCGGAACAAAAGGAGGCUGGAUGAGAUUCAUAAUGCCAGUAGUUACGAUAUUGCUGAGUCUAAACGAGCCGAGUACAAGGAGGACAUACUUCAGCUGUCAGAAGCGCUCAUGACCUUGGAAAUGCUGAUAGCUGACCAGCUGGAGGAACUAAUAAAGGAGUUUAAAGGAAACAUUGCUGUCAUAGCAUCAACAUUCAUUGAAAACGUGAAGGGAAUAAUGACCCAGUGUCGGGACCUGGAAAAUCGUCACCAUGAAAAGCUGCUAGAAAUCUCCAUCACCGCGCUGGAGAAAUCAGCCAAGAAUGGGUUUGAGGAGGAUUUGCCAGAUGAUGUUCGAAUGCUUCUCGUGGACAAAGCAACCAUUGUCAACACAGUCAACACGUCCCAUGGCAUCCGCCUGCUGAAGAUUGAUAAGCGAGAGUGCGACAUCCUCAGCAACACCUACCGCUGGCAGGUCUCCGUGACAGAGAAGGCUUUCCAAAAUGAGAUUGACAGAAACCGCGACCGCGUCAAAGAGAUUGUUCAGUACAUCGACAGUCUCCAGGAGGAGCUGGCUAACCUAGAGAUCCUGGAGCCGAUGGAGUAGCUCUGCACGGGCUGGGCAGCUGCCUUAGCCUGGGGCACGCAGGCCAGCCCCCAGCGGCAGCACACCCAGCAGGGACGGCUGCCCCUCUGUGCCUGAGCAGUCCGGGACAUUUCAGGCCAAAGGCAUACUUCUUCCAUCCCACCAUAAACUGCAAA
Grus americana (Whooping crane) is the source of this 1809-nucleotide messenger RNA. RefSeq names its product dynein regulatory complex subunit 3 (gene DRC3). NCBI's taxonomy places the organism in Eukaryota, Metazoa, Chordata, Aves, Gruiformes, Gruidae. The record is from RefSeq and is a predicted model, not a curated record. Gene Ontology annotation, molecular function: protein binding. The transcript is spliced from 13 exons. The coding region runs from base 86 to 1654 and encodes 522 amino acids.